GAUAUUCGAUAAAUGAGUUCAAUAAGACACGCCACUUCAAUAAAAUAUAAAUUUUGUCAUUAGUCUUGUUUAUUUUCGUUAUAUCUAUUAACAAUUGUUAAAUCGUUUUUUUGAAAAUUUAAUAAUCAAAUAAUGUAAUGAUUUAGAAUAUGAAAUUACAUCAAUUCUAUAUAGUGUAUACUUUGAUGAUCAUUUUUAUACAAUACAAAAAUAUACAAACAAUAAUAUAUUAAAAAUUAAAAAAUAAGUAAUUUUUAAGGAAUAUCAUUUGAAUAACUAUCUAAGAUGAAGACUGAAAAUAAUAAUUCGAAUCAAAUAAAUUCUGGAAUUGAGCAACGUUUAAGAAGUCCAAAGUGUGCUAGAUGCAGGAAUCACGGAGUGAUUUCCGGUUUAAAGGGUCACAAAAAAUCGUGUGCAUGGAAGGAUUGCCGUUGUCCUUGCUGUUUGCUGGUGGUCGAAAGGCAACGAGUGAUGGCCGCUCAAGUUGCGCUCAGAAGACAACAGCAAGCUCAAGGAAAUUUCUUCAGUGAAAAUGUUUCAACAGUCUGUCACACGCCGAUUGAUACAGCCGGUUCUUCAUAUUUUAAAACUGAUCAAACACCAAUCUGUCGAAGAGGAAAGAAUAUCCAACGACAUCAAUUGCAUUUUACGCAAACUAGCAUUAGUGUGACUCAAGGAUUCUAUGGAUUAAAAACGAUCCAUGGUUUACCUGCAGCAUUCACCGCUAAUGCUCCAUUGUUGAAUGGUAUGUCACAAAAUCAAGAAUAUAAACAAGAAUGUGAAGAUUCGAAAAAAAUACAGUCUUUCCCAAGUAUGUAUUCUACGAUUCCAUGGUUUGAACAAGUCACGGAACCUCGUAAAAUGAAGAAAAGUUUUAAUAACUUCACUUCCGCUGUAAAUGAUCAUAACGAUAUUUCUGUGGCUAAGAAUGGAUCUUGCUUAGAAAAGAAAUCAACAAUUUCUUUUAGUGUAGAAUCUAUCAUUGGAACAAAGUGAUACGUAAUGAAUAUAUUAUUUUAUAUGAAAUUGCAUUUCAUCAUUGUAAGUAAGUAUUAUUUUUAUGCGUUAGUAAACUCAUAUAUAUAUAUAUAUAUAUAAAUUUUUAAAAAUUUAAAUUAUUUUC
Messenger RNA from Apis laboriosa (Himalayan honeybee), 1123 nucleotides. RefSeq lists its product as uncharacterized. The transcript has 2 exons. Gene Ontology annotation, cellular component: nucleus. The record is from RefSeq and is a predicted model, not a curated record. Gene Ontology annotation, biological process: regulation of transcription by RNA polymerase II; sex differentiation. Gene Ontology annotation, molecular function: RNA polymerase II cis-regulatory region sequence-specific DNA binding; DNA-binding transcription factor activity, RNA polymerase II-specific. Lineage: Eukaryota; Metazoa; Arthropoda; Insecta; Hymenoptera; Apidae. Bases 286 to 996 code for a protein of 236 amino acids.